This is a messenger RNA of Monopterus albus (swamp eel), 1694 nucleotides long. It is a transcript of the gene scamp3, whose product is annotated as secretory carrier membrane protein 3. Bases 352 to 1368 code for a protein of 338 amino acids. The record is from RefSeq and is a predicted model, not a curated record. Lineage: Eukaryota; Metazoa; Chordata; Actinopteri; Synbranchiformes; Synbranchidae. Gene Ontology annotation, cellular component: trans-Golgi network membrane; recycling endosome membrane. Gene Ontology annotation, biological process: protein transport. The transcript has 9 exons.
UUCUCUGCCGCAGCAGUCACAUGACUUCUUGUUCUUCGGUUUCUUAAUUCCUAUACCUCUGUUGUUCUUCUGCUAGGUGAAAAGGGAUCUACAGUGUAGCUCUGAAAUACGCAGGACUUAAGAGGAAAAAGCCCCGGGAUUUCCUCAUCAACUUGUCAGUGGCUUAAGUCGUUUUCACCUGUUAUUUGCUGCGGGGACAUGUUCAUCCGUGAAGGGCUGUGCAAUUAGCUAGUUGACGGAAUAAACACAAACGCCGUAUUUUAUCUGCCACAAGAGGACUGCUUUUGUCUAACAUUAGCAGCAAGUGGUGGCUGCUCGACGUUGGCUCUCUUUUAAUAUACAACCAUUAAUAUGUCCAAAUAUACAAGCUUUCCAGAGCCGAUGGAAGACCACAACCCUUUCCAGGACCCUGCAGUGACUCAACACAGUAGCAACACAGGAUAUGCCACACUGGACCUGUACAAUCCAUUUGAUAACACAACAGGGCCUCCACCACCAUAUGAAGCCACAUCUCCUUCUGCUCCAUCUGUGCCUGCACAGACCCCACCCAGCAGGACAACACCCACUGAGCCUCGCAACUAUGGCUCAUAUAACUCCCAGACUGCAGUGAAUGCUACCACAGCAGAUCUCCUGAGGAAGCAGGAGGAGCUGGAGAAGAAAGCCCAGGAGCUGGAGAGGAGAGAGAGGGAGCUCAAGUCACACAGUCUGGGACCUGGAGCCUCCCGUCAGAAUAAUUGGCCCCCAUUACCUUCAUUCUGCCCUGUGGGCCCCUGCUUCUACCAGGACAUCAAUGUGGAGAUCAGCCAGCGUUUCCAGCGCACAGUCACCAUCAUGUAUUACUUCUGGAUGUUCUGCACUUUAACUCUGGCCUUCAACCUGAUCUCCUCCCUGGCCAUGUUCUGUGUGGACCCCUCCGGUGGUGUGGGCCUGGGUCUUGCCAUCCUUUGGGCCCUCCUCUUCACCCCCUGCUCCUUCGUCUGUUGGUACCGACCUGUGUAUAAAGCCUUCAGGAGUGACAGCUCCUUCAACUUCUUUGUAUUCUUCUUCAUUUUCUUUGCUCAAGUGGUCGUUUGCGUUAUCAUGACCAUUGGUAUCCCUGGAUGGGGCUUCAGCGGGUGGAUCGUGAGCCUGGCUGCUCUGAAGACCAAUGUCCCCGUUGGCGUGAUCAUGAUGAUCAAUGCCAUUCUCUUUACUGCCGAAACUGCUAUGGGGGUUGUCAUGCUGAAGAAGGUCCACAGCAUGUAUAGGCAGACUGAUGCCAGCUUCCAGAAGGCCCAAGCUGAGUUCGCCACCGGAGUUAUGUCCAAUCAGACUGUCCGCCAGGCUGCAGCCAAUGCUGCCCAGGGGGCCUUCACCGCACCUCAAUAGAGAGGGACGAAAGGGGCUGGGAGGGUAAGAAGUGGAGGGGGGGACCCUUUCAGGUUGGCAGGGGAUCUGUUUGUUAUUCAUUUCCUCACAGGUGAUUAGAAUUUGAUGGGGGGCACCAAGUCUAUAUGAUUAGCCCUGGGCAACUGAACUUAAGGGCACAUGCAUGAGUCAAAGGUGGGUCGUCUAAUUUCAAAAUGUGUACAGGGCAGGUUACGGUAGCUAUAUUGCCAAACCAUGAGUCAACAUAUUGUAAGUGUUGAUUCAAGAAACAGAAUAAAGGUGUGAGAAAACAAGUUGCCGAAGCUUUAUGAAAUUUAGCACAGUUG